AUGUCGAUGCUUGGGACGAGGCACUUCCCAGGCAUUAGAAUAACUUCCUACUCUCCAGGCCCUCCUUUCGUUGCCUCGUGCGAAUUCACAUCGUCCCCUCUCUUCACUUCUACUACACCUCCUGUCGAUACUGCUCCACAGCCCACACCACAGCGCGUAAACCGACGACAAAGCGCGAUGACGCCUUUGAAGAGAGCUACUGCCAAUGCGAUGGAGGCAGCAAACAAAACACCUGCCCCGGCUAUCGAACCUGACCAUUCGACGCAGAUCAAUUCUACCGUAUUGACUAAUGAUAAUGCAACCAUCAUUUUCCCAUGGUCAGAUGUCGAGGACAGCCCAGCUCGAUCCCGACCACGCACUCAGCCUCAUCGUGCCACUGAGCCCAACUAUGCAACUCCCAAGUCUGGCGCCCCGGCUGCUGAUAACGUCGAUGAAGCUCUAACCGUUUCUUGGUCCGACGUUGACGAUGACCCUCCCGCCCCUCCCGCCCAUCCCCUGGGUCGAUUCGUCAAGCCCAACCAUGAGACACCCGAAUUUGCGAGCCCAGCUUUGGGCAGUGCUGACGAGACUCUUGCUGUUGCCUGGUCGGAUGUUGAGGAUACCCCCAGCCAACCUAUGGCCCAGACUGAUCCUGCUACCCCCAAGUUCCAGUCCCCAGCGUUGACUAAUGAUGAUACAACAAUCAUCUUCCCUUGGUCAGAUGUUGAAGACAGCCCGUCUAGAAAGACGCGUGCCGAAAUUGUUCCCGCUCAGGAUGAACAAUCCUCCGCAGCUCCCCAGGCCACCUGGCCAGCCUAA
This is a messenger RNA of Fusarium poae, 798 nucleotides long. RefSeq lists its product as uncharacterized. The record is from RefSeq and is a predicted model, not a curated record. Bases 1 to 798 code for a protein of 265 amino acids. Lineage: Eukaryota; Fungi; Ascomycota; Sordariomycetes; Hypocreales; Nectriaceae. The transcript is spliced from 2 exons.